AUGCCUAAAGUUGUGGGAAAUGAUGCAGAAGAAGCAAGGCGAAUACAAGUACGAACAUCUCCAAAUGUUUUGUAUAGUUGUAUACAUAACCUUAGCAAGGAACAGGAAGCGUAUAUUUCUUCUAUUGGUCUGGGGCAUUUGUUGAAUAUGAAAGCGGAUGGGUAUGAAUCAACUAUGGGGCAUUAUACUGUAAGGAAUUUUGAUGCAGAUAGGAUGGUACUCAUCCUUCAUCAUGGUGAUAUACCAAUUAAUCGGCAGGUUAUUCACGAACUGUUGGGUUUGCCUCUAGGAAAUGUUACAAUAAAGUCAAUGGCUUAUAGAGAAGUUACAGACGACACGAUAACUGUUUGGAAGAAAUAA
This is a messenger RNA of Lactuca saligna, 360 nucleotides long. NCBI's taxonomy places the organism in Eukaryota, Viridiplantae, Streptophyta, Magnoliopsida, Asterales, Asteraceae. The record is from the annotation of a GenBank genome assembly.